GGGGUAAGAUCAACCGACUUCCGGCCAGGCCGUUGUCUGGGUGGCGCGGUCGAGUCAUCGUUGGGCCUCGCCGCUUCGAUCUCCUAUCCCUUCCCCCCCACCCCCCGCCCCAGCGCGGGGGGUCGACCAGUCAAGUGGCGCGGGAGGCGUCUCGGAUCUUCCCCUUCAUUUCGCUGUGGCCAGCUCCCUGGCUCCCCGCGCUGGGGGUCUGGGGUCCUUGGGGGCCCGCGAGGCCCGGUCUGAGGGGCCGGGGCCUACGUGGGCCCGCCGCUGGGCCCCAUGAGGCAUAGCCUGACCAAACUGCUGGCGGCCUCAGGCAGCGACUCCCCAACCCGCAGCGAGAGUCCGGCGCCGGCCGCGACCUGCUUGCUGCCCCCGGACCUGACCCGGGCGGCGGCGGCGGCUGCAGCGGCGGCGGCGGAGGAGGAAGAGACGGCGGCGGCCGGAUCUCCCGGCCGCAAGCAGCCGCGCGGCGACGAGGGCGAGUUGGAGGCCGGGAGGGGGGGCCGCGGCGGCGUGGCCGUGCGCGCGCCCUCGCCCGAGGAGAUGGAGGAGGAGGCGAUCGCCAGCGUCCCCGGGGAGGAGACGGAGGACAUGGACUUUCUGUCCGGGCUGGAACUGGCAGAUCUUUUGGACCCCCGGCAACCGGACUGGCACCUGGAGCCCGGACUCAGCUCGCCCGGGCCUCUCUCGUCGUCCGGCGGAGGCUCGGAUAGCGGCGGCCUGUGGAGAGGGGACGACGACGACGAGGCCGCGGCUGCCGAGAUGCAGCGCUUUUCUGACCUGCUGCAGAGGCUCUUAAACGGCAUCGGAGGCUGCAGCAGCGGCAGUGACAGUGGCAGCGGCGAAAAGAGGCGGAGAAAGUCCCCAGGAGGAGGCGCGGGCAGCAGCGGCAACGACAACAACCAGGCGGCGACAAAGAGUCCCCGGAAGGCGGCGGCGGCUGCUGCCCGUCUCAAUCGGCUGAAGAAGAAGGAGUACGUGAUGGGGCUGGAAAGUCGAGUCCGGGGUCUGGCAGCCGAGAACCAGGAGCUGCGGGCCGAGAAUCGGGAGCUGGGCAAGCGCGUGCAGGCACUGCAGGAGGAGAGUCGAUACCUACGGGCCGUCUUAGCCAACGAGACCGGACUGGCUCGCUUGCUGAGCCGGCUGAGCGGCGUGGGACUGCGGCUGACCACCUCGCUCUUCAGAGACUCGCCCGCCGGUGACCAUGACUACGCUCUGCCCGUGGGAAAGCAGCAGCAGGACCUACUGGAAGAGGACGACUCGGCGGGAGGAGUGUGUCUUCAUGUGGACAAGGAUAAGGUGUCGGUGGAGUUCUGCUCGGCGUGCGCCCGGAAGGCGUCGUCUUCUCUUAAAAUGUAGGGUCAAGUAAUCUGCUCUUUAUCCGCGUUUACCCCUUUCAACUCCCUUACACCAUGUAAAACACCUUAGUGGGACAUCUUCACUGGACACAUUUCAGAGGAGGAAAACAGUAAUAUUGAAUCUUUAAGUGUUUAGCUAAAAGCAUGAAUGUGACACUGUAACCAACUCCUAAUGAUAACAUGUGACUAUUAAAUCUCUCUGACAGUUUCUUUUUUAGGUGAUUUCCUUCCUGCCAGGCUCCGUUGUAGGGGUUACAGAACAGUCGUUCCCGCCUCACAACCUGGUAAGGAUCCAUCUCUUCACGUAACGCUCAUGCUCUGCUGCUUAGUCUACUUUAAUGGGCAACAUCUCAAUAUGUGUGUGUGUGGAGGUUUUUUUUUCUUUUUUUUUUCUUUUUUCUUUUUUGGAAGGUGGGAGGGGAAAUCUAAUUUGGGCCCUGUCCACCCUGGAAACAGACUUGUGCUGGUCAAUAAUGUAUUUAAGAUGCUUCUUCUGGUUGAAAUAGCUGUUAAUGUGUCCCCUUGUUCAGACUUGCGUGUACCUAGCUCUUCUGUCCCCAGUGUGGACAUGGCCUUGGAUGACAUCGGUUCCAACUGUACACUGAAAGCUGCUAAUAGAGAUACAGUUUGGAGACAGUGAAACAGGUGAAGUUGAAUGGAAGUUCCGAGUUGUACAAGGUGCAAAUUGGAAUUCCAAUGUUAGAGCAACUUUUUAGAGGCUGACAAUAAGUAUUUGGGGCUUGCACAAAUGUGAUAGUUAUUUUGCUGGAGAUGACAGAAAUGUCUUAAAUAUUUGGGAAUGCCAUUUAGUUUUCAGAAGGAGAUGUAGAAAUACAAAGUAUUCAGAGUAAAAGAUUUUAAUAUCUCACCAUUAGAGAGGUUGGAAAUUAACAUGCAUAUCUGUGUUAUUGAAGGAGGAGUAAUAAUGGUUAAUGAAAUGUUUCUUUGAGGACCAGCACAGUGAUUACCUUAUCACUGAGUAUAAAUAAAUUGUUAAACACUUUUACUUUUGUUGUAUUAAAAUUUUAGGUUAAAUUUAUGUAUGAUUAGAUAUUGAAGGUUGUGAAAUGUGAAUGAAAACGUGUAAAGUGAGGCUUCACAAAGAAUCUUACUCUCCUUAUUUCAAAGGUUUUUGUCCUAUUUAAAAAUAAUUUUUAAAGUUGAGUGGUUCUGGCUACUCAAGAACACGAUUGACACUUUUUCCAAAGAUGGGACAUAUUCUUCCCUUGAAGUACUGUAUUAUCCAUUGUCUGAUUGUAUAGAUUCAGUUACUGUGUCCUUCAGUGUAAGAGGCAUUAAGAAAUUCUUUGUGAAACAUCACUGUUUGAUAAAGUAUAUACAUAUUUAGCAUCCUUGUUUUUCUUUGUGCUAAAGUGGAUACAGCUGUUGGGGCAGAAGAGACGGGACCAGCUGCUGGCCACAUUUCCUGCUUUAUUUUAAAAGGUAGUAUAAGAAAUGAGGAAAAAGAGGUAAUAUCAGGGCUUCUGCUGUCUUUUAUUUUAAAAUGUUCAUAAUUAAAAAGUAUUUUCCAGCAGUCCAAAGAUGUAAGUUAUCUUACACAUAAAAUGUUUUGUUGUUAUUUGGUUAUAAAAAUGGAAUCCUUGUUCUUGCACAACUGUAAAUGUUUUGUUGCUAGAUAACACAAUUUGAGACCUAACUUGGUCUCUGGUUUCCAGUGCAUUACAGCAUAUUUUGUAAAAUCAUCUACUGCACUUGAGCAUGAAUGGGUAAUAGCCAAACUCACAACCUGGAGUGAUGAACCUGCUUAUACCUAAGUGCAGGAGCAAGCCCCUCACAAUGCAGCUGCAUGGAUUUUUAGUGCCUACUGAAUUACAUAUAUAUAUAUAUAUAUAUAUAUACACACACACAAACCAAAAGUAGUUGGAAAAAUUAUUUGAAAUGACUAAUUUGUGCUAUCUCUAUGGAAUAUGUUAAAUGUAGCUUUUUGAAACAGAAGCCUUGAAUUGAAAUUUAAUUAAUACUUGAACAUUUUGUAUAUAUUUCUUUGUAUAUAAUUUUGUGCAGUACCAAUGACAAAAAUAUGGUGUCAUAAUAAAACCAGGUUUGUUGAUCUUUCAGUUAUGGGCUCAAAGAAUUUAUUCAUCUCUAACAUGACAUUGGAAAAUAAUGGAUGAAAAUAGGAAAAAUGAUUAUUGUUAAUGCUGACUUUGGGUCUUAAAAGGUUCUGGAAGCAGUAAGUGUGUUUUUCUAAAAUACCAUUCCCUUGGAAUAUUUUCUUCCUAAUGUCAUUGCUUUUCCUGCAUUAUUUGAAGUUUGGGGCUGGGGAGAAAUAGUAGUCAGAGCUUUCUGAAUUGGAAUGCUUUGAAAAUUCUAAGUGUAGAUUUUUAGAAUGUCAUUUUAUAAAUGGCAGUUUUUGGAAAUACUUGAGUAAGAACUUUUGAGAAUGGAGAUUAGUAUCACCUAUUUUUAAAGCUGCUUAUUUAGGUUACUUACGUUUUAACUGUCUUUUCUUAGUUUCCAUUUCAUUCUCCUUUUUUUUUUUUUUUCUUCCCUAAUUUUGGUGACUUAGUGAUUUUGUCAUUUUUUACAUCAACUUCAUGGUCUUGUUUUUACAUGGUAUUGCAUGUAUUUAGGACCUAACAGGGGCUUUAAAUAAAUUUGAUCAUAUUUAUGUGUAAGCACAUUUUACUGUAAAUGUUUGGGUUUCUGAAUUUACAACAGAUCUGUUUAUUUCAGUAUGUAGUAAACAAUAUCUUAAAGUGUCCGAUUCACUACUUGUUAAUUAAAAAAAGUUAUGAUUAAUAUGAAACUGUUGUCUUACUAUUUUUAGAGAAUUGUGUUCUGAAUGAUUAGUAGUUGGAUAAAGGAGAUUUCUGGAAUAUAAUAAGGAUUGUUUUGAAAUUUUAAGGUUUGGCUCUAUUUACUGUAGUGGUUGAAAACAACUUAGUAUUUGGGAAACUUUUUUUUUUUUUUUCCCCUAAUUGCCUCUAUGGCAAAAUGAUGCAGAAUUAAAGAGGUAGUUUUUUUUUUUUAAUAUUUGCCUUCUGAUGGUGACAGGAAUUCAUACAUUAAUUGAACUAACACAUCAUAUUGACCUCCUAUUUCUGUCAUAUUGACUUACUGUUUCUGCACUUUCUUGACCAGUCCUAACGAAAAAGUCCACAUUUGUUAAAAUGUCGUCACACCUCUGAUAUAAUCCGACAAAAAGUGUUCAAAAUAUUUUAAAUAUUUGUGCAUUUUGUAAUCACUAAAUUAAUCUCUCUCUCUUCUCUUUAAACAGCUUAGCAGUGUCUGCAAAAACGAAUCUUUUCCUACAACCUGUUAACUGACUGGACUGAUGGUAACAAAGUAAUUGUGGGAGCCAUGUCGGUCAAAAAUUUGGCAUCUGCUGAAAAAAAUGAAUGCCAUAUUCAAGUUCCCAAAUUACUUCUGUACUGAUUUCACUUUCCAGAUUUCACUUUCCAGAAAUGGAGAUAUGAAAAGAUUCUCUGGAAUCCUUGAAAGACUUAAUAGAAAUACAUGAGACUAAGUUAAUUUUGGAACAAAAUCAUACCCUUUUGUCUUUCAUGGGAGUGAUACUCAGUUCUUGCAUACUUUUUAAAAAUUGUAACCAUUGGAGAAGAGAAUUAUAGUAUUUCAUCAAGGAAUAAUAGAGUCUUUACACAAUCAAGAGCACAUUCUGUAGAAUUACAUUUUAGUGGAGUAGAAUUACAUAAACAGGCCAUCAGGGAUCACAAAGCAUAUCAUGAGUUUGUAUUUAUUUCCUGGAACUUGAGAGCUAAUCUGAAGUAUAGGCUGACCUUGCUGAGUAGAAUAUAAAAGUUAAUGUAAAGUCCUUAACUAUAAACAGUAGUCUUUUUAAAUAGAUGCAUUGAUUUGUCUUGUGUAUCUGAAAAAAUUGAUUAUGAUUAAAUAUGUGAGUAGUUAAUUACAAUUCAGGGUAAUAGGAUGUUUGGAUUCUGAGGUUUUGGCUUCUUGAGUUUUCUCUGAGUACUUGACACUUUCUUGAAUAUUUUGAGGUUUCUAACGGUAUCGUAGUUUCUACUGUUAUAUAUUAAAAUUUCUGUAGUGUUACGUAAGGGCUUUAGUAUUCUGGAUGAUGGGAGUGUUUUUUUUUUUUUUUUUUUAAUGCGGAAUGUGAUUGUUUUACUUAAUUGAAACAUUUUUCCAGUUUAUUACAAGUGUGAAAAAACACUCAAAACUCUGGAUUGUUUUAUUUCAUUUCAUUGGAUUAUGUUAAUACAUUAUUUAGUCUGGUCUAGACUGAGUCAUUUUAUCUUACUGACUCAUUGGGAAGUGUGUAGAUCAGAGAGGUGGGAGGGGUAGGAGAUAGCCAGAAUGAAUUAUCAUAACUAUACAGUUUAGUUAUUGUAUGAUAUUAUACAAAAUUUAUUAAAUCCACUGUUGCUUGUAAUCUAAGUAUAUUCAGUGCCUGUGCUGCCAGGCAACAAUGAGCAUGUGUAGUGGCUUAUACUCAACUGAUGGAUAUUCCUACAGUUCCAACAGUAUAACUGGUUGUAUUUCUACAACCAAAGAUUUGGCAUUAACACUAGUUGGUGAUGAUUAGUUACUCCUUUGAUAGAACAGAGUGGAUAACUCACUGAUAAUGAGUAAUUACCUUUAAAAAUACAUGAUUACCUAGUUCAGCAUUUUGAAGUUCUAGUUUAAGGUCUCACUAAUUUAGUCAGAGUUUUAAGUUAAAUAAUCUGAUGAUCCUUAAAAGUUGAGUAGGUACUGAAAUACUUUUAAGUGUUUACUUUUUCCCCCAGACUCUUAUUAAUACAAAGUGUUGAGACCCUCCCAAAUGUUUAUAUUUCUGUAUUUUACUGUGUACUUUUUUCUUCAGAAACCAGGUAGUUAACCCUCUAAGCUAGGGAUCAGAAAGGGGAGGGUCUCCAUUAGAAACUUGUAGAAUGUUUUGUGUGGCUGGCAUAGUAUUUUUCAUAUAUUUGAACUUGAAUACCUCAAUCCUCUGUCUGGCAGUCACUCGUUGUCUUACAAUACCAGAUAGCUCUCAGCUCUGAUCUGUUUGUAGUAAAAUGGUCAUUUACUUUCAGUUUUGAAAUGUAGAAAAAUUAAAUGAGGUGAUUUAAAUUUUAUUCAGAAAGUAACCAUCUUUAGGAAUAUAAAUCAUGCAGUAUCAGGGAAAAAUAGAUUUUUAAAAAAAUAUAUAGGUUGGUUAAUAGAAUGUUGUUGCUCAUGAACUUGCCUUUUUCAUUGCUUUGGUUACUGAUAAUAGUGUUUUUAUUCCUACUUUUUCACCUUCCUCAAUUUGUACAUUCAAGAUUUCUUAAUUAGAGCCAUUUCCCCCAAUUUUUAAAAAGAAACCAGUUUACAGUCAACUUUAAUAAUUUUUAUAGUUUUGUUGACCCCAGAUUAUUUUUUGCUGAAAAUUAUUUUGCUUAAUUUUCAAUCUAAUUUAAAAAUGUAGUCACUAAUGGUGUUUUGAAAAAUUGCGUCGUUGGGAUAAUAUGCACAGUUUGAUUUUUAUUGGUGGCCCAACUUUUCUUUACACUGUGCCUCCAAAUGCUUUAUCUUUGGAUACCCACUGCAGUCAGUUUCCUAGACCGUCUGGCUUUUAAUGUGCUAUAGUUUGGGGUUUACAAUGUAAUAUGAGCCUUCUCUCUUUCAUAAAGCCAGAUAACUACACCAAGUAAAUUGUAAAAGACAGACUUAAAUAGUUGGUUUACUAUGACUGAACUGAACUAUUAAAAGCUCUCUAAGGGUAGUGUUCUUAAGGUCUUAGCUACAAAUGACUAUUUCCCUAAAUUGUAAGGAAGACCACAGCAAGUUUACAUGUCAUUUAUCUGCCCCCAUCCAAGUUUUGGUAGAUUUGUAGCAACAGAUGUAAAAUAACUUUGUCUCUUGCUUAUAUUGUCCAUUUUUACUAAUUGGAAAGAUGAUCUAAAAAUAUAUAUGGUAGAGGAUGGAGAUGUUAGAAAGUAAUUCUUUUUGGUUACAGACACCAUUGUAAACUCUUGUAUGGAUUUAUAGAUGGUAUUAUGGUAGAAGUGUUUCAGCACAAGAAAACAAUUUGUACUGAGUUACCAGUUUAGUUGUCAGAGGCUUUUGAAUUAUCCAGGUUGAUUGCGCCAUUCUUUUUCUUUAAGGAGUCUAAUUUAGUAAUAUGGAUUUCUUAUUUUUGAAGUCAGGAGUUUUAAUUUUUGCUGUGAUAAGUAGAACUCUCCUUUAAAUAAAAAUGACAGAAUGUAAAGUA
Felis catus (domestic cat) is the source of this 7539-nucleotide messenger RNA. It is a transcript of the gene CREBZF, whose product is annotated as CREB/ATF bZIP transcription factor. The transcript has a single exon. NCBI's taxonomy places the organism in Eukaryota, Metazoa, Chordata, Mammalia, Carnivora, Felidae. Gene Ontology annotation, molecular function: transcription cis-regulatory region binding; DNA-binding transcription factor activity. Gene Ontology annotation, biological process: regulation of transcription by RNA polymerase II. Bases 280 to 1362 code for a protein of 360 amino acids. Gene Ontology annotation, cellular component: nucleus. The record is from RefSeq and is a predicted model, not a curated record.